ACCAAUUCCAACAGUUCAGCUGCAGCUUUGUUGUUUACCUUCUCAUCGGCUGGACUAUUCAGGUAAAUCACAUCAAAUCUCAAAGGCCAUGGCGGAGAGUGAGACUGAUGUGGAAUUUUUACGUGGUGAAUUAACUCGCAAACUGAGCGCUGGCGAGAAUGUUGUUAUUCAGAGCGAGCGCGCAGCGGUGCUCCGCAACGUGACGUGCCCCAAGGCGCAAUAUCAUUUUGUCGUGCUGCCCAAAGAGGAGAUCGCCAAUGUGUUAGCGCUGAAGCGCGAGCAUCUGCCGCUGCUGGACCACAUGAUGGAUCUGGCGAAUGAUGUUAUUAAGCAGCAGCAACUGUCACCGAAUGAUUUUCGGAUUGGAUUUAAAAUUGAUGCGUUUAUGAAUCGUCUCAACAUGCAUGUCAUCUCGAAAGAUUUCUAUUCAAGCUCGAUGCGUCGCAUUCAGCACUGGAACACCUUCAACUCCGAUUUGUUUAUAACGUUUCAAGCUAUAUACGCGCUGCUUUACGUGAAGGGCUCGGUUGAGCCGAUGCCCGCCGAGCAGGUGGAACAACUUCUCCAUGCCACGCCCGUACAUUGCAAUCAGUGCAGCUUUUAUACUGAGAACUUUGGCCAGCUCAAGCGCCAUUUGUACAUUCACUGGAGGGAACGAGAAAGUGAGCGUCUUUCGAAAAUGGGCGUGGCAAACUUAUCGCAAAGGAUGGGGCAAAUGCAGAUAAAUAAAGGCGCCGAGCAACCAGUGCAUGCAAAACAGCCUGCUAAAAAGAAAUGGUAUGUGAAUAAAAAGAAAAAUUCGCAGAGUUCCAGUAGUAGUCCCAAAGGUGGUGCCAAUACCAAACUCAUUUGA
Molecule: messenger RNA, 853 nt
Organism: Drosophila arizonae
Lineage: Eukaryota; Metazoa; Arthropoda; Insecta; Diptera; Drosophilidae
Product: aprataxin-like protein
Biological process (GO): single strand break repair
Cellular component (GO): nucleus
Molecular function (GO): single-stranded DNA binding; mismatched DNA binding; double-stranded RNA binding
Source: RefSeq, a predicted model, not a curated record